This is a messenger RNA of Cinara cedri, 8469 nucleotides long. The record is from the annotation of a GenBank genome assembly. Lineage: Eukaryota; Metazoa; Arthropoda; Insecta; Hemiptera; Aphididae.
AUUAAUGGUAAUACCUACCUAAUUGUAUAAAUAAAUAUGAUAAUUAUUAUUGAAGAACAAUGAUUUGUGUCUGGCAAAUGUUAUGCAACAAAUGUUCUUGAUAAUUGUAUUUUUUUUUUAAAAUUUAAACUGAAUAGGUAUAUUAUCAUUACUCAGUAUAGUAAUGAAAAUAAUUUAUUAACCUUACCUACUAUAACACCGAUAAGAUACCUAUGCAAUACCGAGGUUCAAUAUUAUGAAAUGGCCUUUGCAAUAAUGUAUUUUGCUGAUCAUUUAGUACAUACACAUUAUAAUUGAUAAUAAUUUCAAGUGUAUGUACCCACCUACCUUUAUAAUUUGUUCCCAAUAGUAACACAAAUUUUAGAAAACAAUGAAAAGUAAGUAUUAAGUACCUAAAGAUAAAUCAUAAGUUGUUAAAUUUAAACAUAUACUUAUACUUAUUUAUGUCACAUUCUCGUUUGAUUUUUGUUUCAGGCUAUUUUUUUAUGUGUAUUGUUAUCAGUUUAACAUUAGUCGUGUUCGCUAGACACAAAACAAUUUAUAAAUAUAAACCAGAAGUUGACAAUUUUAAUUGGAACCUAUGUAAGGUAGGUAACCUACCUACUAUUGUAAAAUCCUGCGUUCGGAAAUGGAGUAAUAAUCUUAAAAUAAAUCAUUUUCUUGAACGAAUAGGCUCUGCACGAUGCCGAGAAGAAUAACGCUGUCAUAUCUUCUAUAAGUGUUAAACUGAUGUUAUUGAUGCUUUAUGAAGGAGCAUUAGGAAACACAUCAGACCAGAUAAGACGUGUUGCUGGAUUUUCUGGAAAUAAAACCAACGAUAGAACUACAUAUUCGCAAAAAUUGCAAUCGUUACAAGUAACUCAAUGAUUUAACGUGGUAACUGUACCCAUAUCAUAUCAUAUAAAAAUCUUGCUGUACUUGCUACACAUCUAUAACCUAUACAUAGAUAUUAUAACCAGUAACACUCUGUAUAUAAAAUUUUUUUUUUUCCACUGAGAACAUAGAUAACUAUAGUAAAAUAACAAAACAAAGGUGCAUGGUCUAAUAAUUUAUGAAAUAUUUUGUGUAUAGGUAUUAAAAUAUAUUUUCUUUUAGUGAUAAACUAAUAAAAAACAAUCAACUGAUUAGUUGUCACAACAAAAAUUCUUGGGGUCCGGGACGAAAUCUAUUUAUGGGCCCCCAAAGCUUAUGUACAUUGGUCAUAUUUUUCAUAGGCCCAUAAGUCAUAAAUUAAAUGAAGGUAUUCAUGGUGAUUUUUUUAAGAUUUUUAAAAAUCUAAUGUGAAGGCCUAAGGAUGGUAGCAUCCAAUGUGUUGUUAUUAAAAUAUAAUUCUAUUUUUUUUUCAUUCUAUAAUAUAAGCGCCAUGUACACGGGUGCCUCAGGGGGGCGUAACUCUAGAACUUAGAUCAUAUACAAUAUUAUAUAUCAUAUACAUAUGGUCUAAGCUCUAGAGAACAUAAUUGAUAUUAUAGAUUGGAGUCAUGCGGCAUAUUAAAAUAAUGAAAAUUCUAUUUAUCCCUUAGAUAUUGGUUGUGACUUGUGACUCUCCUCCCUACUGCGUAUAAUUGUUAAUAAUAUUUCAAGACACACACAUUAAUAAAAUUAAAUAAUGCCAAACAUUAUUUAUGUAUUAUGUUUAUUCUUUACCUACCUAUUCAUCUGUUAAAAAAAGCAUCAAGUUUAAAAUUUUUGUUAAUUUAUAAUGUACCUAAUUAACUAAUUAAAACUUAUUUCUAGAGUCAUGAAAAAGAUGAUUAUGAAUUUGAAAUUGGUACAAAAUUAUUUAUAGACAAACGCGCACAUCCCAGUAUUUUAUUUUUAGAAAUUAUUAAUCAGUGGUAUAAUUCAAGCUAUAAGGAAGUUGAUUUCAAUCAAUCUGAAGAUGCAGUUAACUCAAUAAAUGAAUGGGCAAAAAACAUUACUCAUGGACAUAUCCAAAAUUUAAUAACUGAAGGUCAGUUUCUAACUACAUAUAAUAUUAUGAUUGUUUACUAGUGUUUUUAGAUUCAAUAGGUAAUUACAAAAUUGUGUAUGUUAAUUUUAGCGGAAACUAAAGAAAACACUCUUCUUAUCUUAUUGAAUGCCAUAUAUUUCAAAGGCUAUUGGACAACGCCAUUUAAUAUAAAUCUGACCAAAGUAGACAAAUUUUAUUUAAACUCAAAAACUACAGUUGAUGUUCCAUUAAUGACUGUUAUCGAUAAGUUUGAAAUAUCUAAAAUAGAUUCCCUCGAUUCUCGAAUAAUUACCUUGCCAUAUAAGGUAAAAUAUAAAAAUUGUUUUAUUAAUUGGAGAAUAGUUUAUAAUAAAUUGUGAUUUUGUUUUUAAUUAUAAUUUUAUAGGGAAACAAAUUUGUUAUGUAUAUUAUACUGCCAAAUUCAAAAGAAGGCUUAGAUGUUUUGAUUAAAAAAAUUAAUCCUUCGGUAUUAAGUAAAUCAAUAAAAAAUAUGCAGACACUAAAUACAAAAGUCAUCUUACCAAAGUUUAACUUUGAGUAUACAUCAGUUCUUGGACCAAUUUUACAAAAGGUUCAGUAUAAUUAUUUUUUAGUGUUAGGUAUGUAAUUGAGUUAAACAAUUUAACUAAUCCCAAAAAAAUUACCUACCUAUUUAUCAAUCAACUGUAAGUUGAUCAAAGUUUUUUACUUUUAUAUAAAUUAAUAGUAUGAAAGUACAAGUUUAAUACAUUACUUGAUUAAUUACUUGACUAGAUAUUUUAUUUAAACUAAUUAAUAGUUAGGAAUUACUGAUAUGUUUGGAGCAAAAUCAAAUUUGACAAAUUUGGGAAGUGGUCCAUUAGGCAAUCUCAAGGUAUCUAAUGUACUCCAAAAAGCAGGACUUGAAGUAAAUGAACAAGGAAGUACUGCACAUGUUGUUACUGGUUUGUUUUGAUUAAUGGUUAGAUUAAAUACUUAUAUGAAAUUUGAAUUAAAUUAAUAAUUAAUAAAUUUAAUUAUAGAAGUCGAUUUAGACAGCAGAUUUGGAACACCAAUUGAAGCUGUUUUUGAAGUUAAGAGACCGUUUUUAUUCUUGAUAGAAGAUAUUACAAGUGAUACAAUUGCAUUUGUUGGAAAAGUGACAAAUCCUCUUUCACAUGGUUCUCCAAUAGUUUCUAUUCCACAGACUAACACCCCAAAUCAAACUCAAAUAAAACGUAAUUAUACAAUUUAAAAACAUGCAAAAUUCUUAAUCCACAUAGUAUCUAUUAGCCCCAUAAGGCUCCUCAUGUAUAAUUAUUAUAGAAACCAAAUUUAUACUUAUAAAAACCAAAAGUAUUAUUUUUACAUUUUAAUGUGUUAAAAUAUUUCAUUAUAGAUGUGUGGGAAGAUGGUAAUGAGAAGAUUUGUUUGGGUGUUGACAACUUCCAGCCGUCAUUUACUUAUUUUGACUCAGAACUAUUUCAAGUAAAUUUCUCUUAAGUUUUAAUUUGGAAUCAAACAUUUUUAAUAGCCAUUUAAAACAUUUACUAAUAACUAAUAUUUAGUAAACAAUGAAUUUUAUUUAAUCAGAAUUUAUUGAUUUUGCAAUUGUUUUUUCUCUCAUAGGAGCUUGGUUUGAAUCAACUAAAUUCAAAUUUUGCAGUUUCUCCAGCUAGUAUAAAGAACAUUCUAUCAUUAUUAUCAGAAGGUGCACAUGGACAUACUUUGGAACAGUUAAAAGCUAUAUUACGUUUACCAAAUGAUCAAUCAAAAUUACAUAAAUUAUUACACUUAAAUCAAUUGUCAAUGAAUAGUGACACAAUUAACUUAAAAAUUGUUAAUAACAUCUUUGUGAACAACAAGCACAAUAUAUCUAUUAAUUUCAAAGACAUUGCGAAUAAUUUUUAUUCAGCUUAUAUAUCAGAAAUUAAUUUCCAAAAUAUUGAUGAAUCUAUAAAAUUAAUUAAUGAAAAAAUAUCAGCCGAUACAAAAGGACUUAUAAACAAUAUUGUUUCCAAUGGUGCGUAAAAAUAUCUAUUUUAAAAUAUAAAAGUUCUUCAUCUCAACUAUAUGAGGUCAGUUUGUCACUUCAUUAAGCACCUAAGAAUUCUCAUCUCUGCUACACUUGUUUCCUAUUUUUCUAUCUACUAUCUAACACUCCCGACCAUACACAUAAUAUUAAGUCUCGCCCACACUUUUGGAAAACUUACCUUUAAGUCUUGGAAUUCUCUUAUCACAUAAUACAUCUGACGCAUCUCUCUGCUUUAUCCAAUCCUAUAUUUCAAACCCUCAUAAAGGCCACUAUUCGGUUGUACAAAAGAUCCUAGGUAGGUACUUAAAACUCUCAAUCUCGCCUAUUACUGCUUGUUGUCGUUAACUGCCAUGCCCUAUUCCUUCAAUUUAUACUCCGUUUUACUUCUACUUAUCAUUAUUCCUUUCCUUCAACUGUUACUAUACAUUUCUCAAGUCUAUUGUUAAUUUAUUUCAAAUUUUCUUCUAUCAAAGCUAUAGCAUGUGCAAACAUCAUCAUUAUGGCACCUCCUCUUACCCGUUGUUCCUGCGCACAUCUGAAAUGAGACAAUCCAGUAAGGCUUUGUUUAGUAUUCUUCAUACUGUUUGACAGAAUUUUACAUUGACUAUCAACCUGACAUAAACCCAUUUAUCAUCUCUUACUACAGGUAAAAGUAGUAAAAAUUAUAUUUUAUUUAUUAGGUAUUUUAUUAUUUAAAAAAUUAUUUUUAUUAGAAGUACCAAGUAUAUAUAUUUUGUUAAACAGUAUAUAAGUAUUGUUAUUAACAUAGGUAUAUAAAACAUAAACCAUUUGCAUAUUGUUUAAAGUUUUUAUACUAAAUUAUGAAGUGACAUGUUGCAGACGAUUUUGAUGGAACUACUGAACUUUUAUUGGCAAAUGUACUUUAUUUCAAAGGUGACUGGUUAGUGGAAUUUAAUGAAAGUAAAACUAAAUCUCAGUGUUUUUACACAAAACAAAAAUUAUGUACGAAUGUCAAUAUGAUGAAUUUAGAAUAUAAACUAAAACAUGGAUACAUAAUAAAUAUUAAUGCUCAAGCUGUUGAACUAGUUUACAAGGUAAUAUUAUUUUUUAAAUUAUAAAUUAUACAAUUUUAUUUUGAGUUUUCAUUUUUCUUAAUAAAAACUUGCUAUAAAACUAGUUAUAAAAUUAAUUAACCGAGUACAUAUUUCAAAAAUAUUAUUGCAUUCUAAGUAAAUAUGAUUUAUAUAUAUAUAUAUUUUUUUUAAAGCUUUACUUAUUUAUUUAUAUAAAAUUAUAUAAGUACCAAAAGUUCAUUUGUUUUAUAAGGCUACACAAUAUUUCAUUAUUACCAGUAGAUAAUAAGUAUAUUAAACAAUCAGUUUGACUCCUCAAAUACCAAUACCUAAAAUGGUAUAAAAAAAAGUAUAACAAUAAUUUAUUGUUUUAAAAAUGUUAAAAAAUGUCGAUAACAAUUUUUUAUCAAAUGAAUUCCUUACAAUUGAUUGCAAUUUAAUUUGCAUUAUAAUAAAAUUGUUAAUAAAUAAUUUCAACAUGAUUAACCAGUUAAUAUUUCAAUGUAGGUUUCAUUUAAAUACUAACAAAUGAAUAAAUUAAAUGUGAAAUUAUUACAUGUACCCUUGCUGUAAAUUUAUUUAUAGGAUGAAAAUUUUUCUAUGAUUGUUAUACUACCUGAUGAAGAUAUUUCAUUAUUACAAUUAGUGAAAAAUUUACAACACAAUAAUCUAUCCAUGAUAUUAAAUUCAUUAGAACAAAAUCAUGUUGACUUGUACUUGCCACGGUUCAAAAUUGAUUAUUCGACAAAAUUGUCAACUGUUCUUAAAAAGGUGAGUAUACAAUAAUUUUGAUUUAAAAGUGAAAUAAAAAAUUAUUAUUGUAUCAAUGCCCAUAUAAUUAUAUAUAAAUUAUCAGUUUGUAUGAAUGUGCGUUUAUACAGAUCUUCCAGAUUUUAUGUAACUAAAUAUUUCACUAGUUAUUAAAUAUGUUUUUUAAAUGGUUAGAAAAAUGUUUGAACUCACAUAUAACUAUUUUAGAUUCUAAACGGAGUAAGGAAUAUAUUGAUUUUACAAAGAUAUUUAUUUUUCUAUAAACAGUUUCCUACCAGAUAUUUUGCUCCAAUUUUCAAGUGCAGCACUUUAUCUAAAAAGGAAAUUUGACUGGGCUGGUACUCUGGGGAGGUUAUUUUUCGAUUUACUCAGAGGUUUUCAUAAUAAACAGGAAAAUUUGCAAAAAGUAUUAUUUCCAAAUCGUAAAUAUUACUGUUUUUCCAAAUAUGUAUAAUUUAACUAGGCUCAUAAUCGUUUUUCAUUAGCAAAAAUUAAUUGUUACAUACCUUUCCAACUUCCCACCUAUCAUAUAAAGAAUGAUUGUUUGUUUUUAUUUAUAUGUCAAAAUAUUUCAUCUAUAACAAUAAAAAGUAUGUCGUGUUGAAUUCAGGUAUGACAGGGGGGUGUUGGCUCCCCCCUUAAAUGUGGAUAAAUUAAUUAAAUAAUAAAACAAAUUUAAUUAAGAGGGUAGAUAAUCAAAAAAAAAAGUCAUUACCAUAAUUGUUAGUGCCCUCCCCCUCUAGAAAAAUUCUCUGGUUUCAACACUUUAAAUACUACACUUGUUUGUGUGUGAUCCACAAGUGAAUGUAUCGCAUACAUAGGUAUAAAAAUGUGUACAUAGGCAGAUGAACAACUCUGAAAACCUCGAAGCAAAUAUCCAUCAACUAAUCCACAAGGUUUUUAGGUUGUUUAGAACAAAAAUUAAAUUAUUUUUGUUCAUAUCCUUGGUGAUAUGGGUGAAAAAAUUAUAAUUUAUAAAUUUACAUAAUUUGGUUAUCAUGGACAAGAAAGCACGUUCUUUAAAAAAAAUAAAUUUCUGGUAACAGUUAAUUAUAAUAGGGAAGGGGAUAGAAACAAGAAGUCACUGGGAGAUAAGUUUUAAUUUUUUUUUCAUUCAAUUCUAUACACUGAACAAACCGUCAAAGAGAACUAUUUCUGAAUAAUAUAUAUUAUUACAAAUAAUUUGGAAAUGUUGUAAACGCACAUUUGUGUACCAUUUUAACUUUUUUACAUUGUAAAAUAUCCAGACUAAUAUUAAAACAUUAGAUUAAAUACAAAUGUUUUAAUAAUGAUUAAUAUUUAAAAUUAUUUGUAUGAAUAAGAUGGGAUUAAUUUCAAUAUUUGAAUGGAAUGCAAAUAUAUCAUCAAUAUUUGAUCCCAAAAAGAAUAUACAUGUUAAAGACAUUACACAUAAAGUAACAGUGGAAAUUAACGAAAAAGGAUCGAUAGCUAGCGCAGUUACAGGUAUUUUUAUAAAACUUUUCACAACAAUGUUAUAGUAUUUAAAUUUGUUUAAUAUUUAAUCAUACAUUUUAUUAUCAAUGAUAAUCUGAUAUUUUGGGUUUUUUAAAUAUGUUUAAAUUUUAUACUUUGGUACAUUUAACAGUCAAAAUAAAAUUUAAUAAAAAUUUCUUUAUUCAAAAUGUAUACAAAUAUUCCUUAGGUAGUUAUCAUGCUUUGCUUAACAUGGUACUUAUUUUUAGACAUUUUUGGAUGAAAAAUAUAAGCUAAACGAAAGAAUGCCAUUUCCCACUCCUUUUCAGCCACUGCUAUAUCUUGUUAUUUUAACUAAAAAAUAAUCUAUUAUAAUAUGUAUUCUACUAAUAUGUACUAAGUACUUACUGUAAAAAUUAAUAUAAUAAUUUGGUGGUUUGCCAACAAUAACUACAAAAUAAUAUGACUGCUUUAGGAUUUAUAUUGUCGAGGAAAACUUUCUACGACAGAGUAGGGGCCUAUUCUACCAACACAUUUUACAACUUUUCAAUUCGCACACAGUAUUUAUGCAAUAUAUUUUUAAGCCUUCAUAACCACUUUAUAUUGGUAUUGGUCAUAAUAUUAAUAAUAUAACAAAUAUCAAUAUUGUUAUUAUACACAUAAAGAAGUACAUUACAAUAAUUAGUGAAAUAACCCCCUGUUUUAUUGCAAUAUGUUUUCCAUGAUAUUCGUGUGUAGUAUAUUAAUGUGAUAUAAUAUAAUACAACAUAAUUCAUCUCAAAGCAGUGGCAUUAUUUUGUAAGCACAAAUAAUAAUACAACAUUUAUAUUUCAGUUGCAAAUGUCAUGACUUUAAGUUGCAUACCAGAAUUGAAGAAAGUGACCAUGAAUGUAAACCGGCCUUUUGUAUUUUACAUUAUUAACCGUAUAACGCAAACCACACUAUUCAGUGGCCAAGUGCAUAACAUAUCAGCUUAAGCAAAAUAACAACCACAUUAUAUGAUCAAAUAAUGAUGACGUUAAUUCUAUGUAGACAUUGACUAAUGAUAAUGUUCUAAAAAUAAUUCAGUACCUAUUAAUUAUCUUUUAAGUUAUUGAGUAGGUACAUUUUUAUAUUUUAUUUAGGGUAUGUAGUUAUAUUUUGUAUAUUUGCUGACUAUACUAUAGAUUUUCUUUGUUUAUUAAUUUUAAGCCCAUAUAAUAUAUUCCUGGACCUACAGAUAAGAUAAUUUGUUUGUUUCUAAUAAAUGUAAAUUAACAACAUCAAACAUACAUUUUUUAUUU